ACUAUUUUGUUGAAACUCGGCUAGUAAUCUAAUAUAGAGAAAAAGAGCACCAAUGGUUUCAGUUCUCCUAAUAGUUAUUGUGAUAUUCUUGGGUCUCUAUGAUCUGCCACAAACGAUGGCUGCUCGAGAGCAUACUCCGACUGUUAUUGUGGUCGGAGCUGGCAUGUCCGGGAUAACGGCUGCAAAAACUUUAUCGGAUGCAGGAAUAAAGAACAUUAUAAUACUGGAAGCAACUGACAGAAUUGGUGGUCGUAUCAGAAAGACUAACUUUGCAGGUGUACCGGUAGAGGUGGGUGCAAGCUGGGUCGAAGGGGUUAACGGGGAACAAGUUAAUCCCGUUUGGACUUUGGUGAACGAAAUCUGCCUCAGAACCUUCUACUCUGAUUUCGACCAAGUCGCCAAUCAUACUUACAAACAAGUGGGAGGGCUUUAUGAAGAAUCCGUAGCUCAGGAAGCAUACGAUGCAGCAGAUGAACGCUCGGCAUUCAGCCAAAAUUUAUCGAUUUCUUUGUCUUGUCAAGGACAAGAAGAUAUCUCAAUCUUGGCAUCCCAAAGACUCCAAAACGACGUUCCGACAACACCGCUUGAUAUGGCAGUCGACUAUUACACUUAUGACUACGAGUUUGGUGAGCCACCACGAGUGACUAGUUUGCUAAACACGGAGCCUUUGCCAACAUUUACCGAUUUCGGUGAAGAUCUGUAUUUAGUUGCAGAUCCGAGGGGUUUUGAGAGUGUUGUUUAUUACAUCGCUAAGCAAUUCCUAACUACUAACGACGCUGGAGAUAUCACUGAUCCUCGACUUAAGCUGAAUAAGGCUGUGACGGAAAUACAAUAUUCGAAUAGGGGUGUCGUAGUUAAGACUGAAGAUGGCUCAGUGUAUGAAGCGGCAUAUGUGAUGGUUUCUGUUAGUAUUGGUGUGCUGCAGACAAACCUUAUCAACUUUGAGCCCGAUCUACCGGCAUGGAAAUUGCUGGCCAUAUAUCAGUUUAAUAUGGCCAUCUACACGAAAAUCUUCCUCAAGUUCCCUUGUAGAUUCUGGCCUACUGGUAAUGGCACAGAAUUUUUUGUUCACGUUCACGAAAAAAGAGGGUAUUAUACACCGUGGCAGCACCUAGAAAAUCAGUUCCCAGGCUCAAAUAUCCUCUUAGUAACGGUAACAGAUGAAGAGUCUAGACGGAUUGAGCAGCAACCAGAUUCAGAGACUCUGGCUGAAAUUAUGUGUGUCUUAAGAAACAUGUUUGGGGAUGACAUACCCCAUGCCACAAACAUACUCGUUCCAAGAUGGUGGUCAAAUAGGUUUUUCAGAGGAUCAUUUUCCAACUGGCCUGUUGGAGUUGAUCAGUGCGAGUUCGAUCAGAUUAGGGCACCCGUCGGCAGAGUUUAUUUCACGGGAGAGCAUACAAGCAGGGAAUAUAAUGGUUAUGUUCACGGUGCGUACCUUGCAGGCAUUGAUUCUGCAAAUAUUUUGAUCAAGUGUGCCAAGAAGAAAAUGUGCCAUUAUAACAUCAAGCCUAAGAGGACCUAACCUAAGUUAUAAUGCAGGGGUUCCGCUUAUCAGAAAGCUAGUACUUAAUAGAAAACAGGGUGCGUUUGCGUGUUUGCACAUAUCUAGCAUUUGUAUAUGGGCACGUAGCAAAAUGAAAAUUCUAUCGUAUAACUUCCGAGCCAAAAGUGUAGCUUGAGAUGGAUAUGCAUGAAUGUACACGAAUUCUUCCAGGCUUUUCCCAGCAGGUAAAAUAUUUAAGCCAGGAUGGCAAUGUAUAUUGCCAGACUUUUCAAGUCCCUAACUAGAAGUUGUCUAUCCACAAGUUUUAGUUCUUUCAAUGUUAUUUCGGAACUGUUAGCUGACACUGAGGGAAGUAAACAAAGGUAACGAUUUGGACAGAAAAAACUACCAUCUCAACUGAAGGCACAAAUGUUCACUUCACAAUAGGUCAACAUAAAAAGACCAGGGGUAGAGACUUUGGCAUGACCAGAAUCAGAGUUAUUAAAUAGUUUCCUCUUUCAAAUUUCGAAAACUUCAAAUUGGAAUGAUGAAAAAUUAAACGCUAAGUAUAAAUGUACCUUGACAGAAAACUUGAAAAGAGUUUUACCGAUUUUUGAUUGAUUUGGAUAUAACGAAGAUCAAAAAAACUUCCAAAAUUUAAACUAGACCCACAAAAUCUGAAACAGUUUAAGAACUGUGAAAUGGGUUCUUCAUUUAUUUGACUGUCCCUAGAUUUUCGUUUUGUGCCAGUGCCUUGUCAUAAUUACUUUAGCUGCCUACAUGGACCCGGAAAAAAGUAUGGUGGCCACUUUGGUUUUAAACUUAAAAUAAAUACCAAAUAUAAUUUCUUCCAUUGGUUAUCUCCUGGUUCCUUUUGUUUCAAUUUUUUCCAACAUUUCAUUGUUUACUUCUCUGGAUAUCGGCAAUUUCAGGUUCAUCUAGAUCCUUUUCUUCUCCAUUUUCUUUGUUAUCGACUAUCACUUAAACAAUAGGAAGCUAACUAAUUGUGUUGGCACAUCAAAGUUAUAUGAGAAACAAAAAUUGUGCAAUUGCACUUCUGCAUGCAUAUUAAUUGAGUGAAGCAAAUUUCUAGUAUGGGAAUUGGGAAAUGAUAUUGGUUUUGGAAUAGAUUUUUCAUAUACUAUUGCUCUUGUUAAGCAAAACCUCGUACGCUUCGAACUCUAACCACUAACCAGGUUAACCUGCACACUAAAUGGACUGCCCCUAAAUGUAUUAUAUACAAGCAGUAAUUAGGCACCAAUGUCAAUAUGUUUAGGUCCGACUUCAAAAUCGAACAUUGCUUAAUUACAUGUAUUAUUUCCUACAUAUUAUUUGAAAGAAAUAAAAAAUUUGUUUCCUACAUAUCCAUACAAGGUGACUUUCGAAGGAUUUGAAGGGGCAUGCUGGCCUUAUUUUACCCAACUCUUGCAAUUUCCGAACUUUUAAAAAAAAUCUUUGUCCAAGUCUUGAACGGCGAGCACUA
This is a messenger RNA of Papaver somniferum (opium poppy), 2969 nucleotides long. RefSeq names its product polyamine oxidase-like. The transcript is spliced from 9 exons. The record is from RefSeq and is a predicted model, not a curated record. Gene Ontology annotation, molecular function: oxidoreductase activity. Bases 53 to 1525 code for a protein of 490 amino acids. NCBI's taxonomy places the organism in Eukaryota, Viridiplantae, Streptophyta, Magnoliopsida, Ranunculales, Papaveraceae.